This is a messenger RNA of Pimephales promelas (fathead minnow), 615 nucleotides long. NCBI's taxonomy places the organism in Eukaryota, Metazoa, Chordata, Actinopteri, Cypriniformes, Leuciscidae. The record is from RefSeq and is a predicted model, not a curated record.
UCGACUCGUUCCUGAUUUCUGUGUUAACUCUGGAUCUGUAAGGAUGAACUCUGUAAAUGUCAGGAAACCUGCUGUGAAAAUCUCAUGAAGAACUGAAGACACACUUCAUCCAGGAAUUAAACACGCCAGAUCGUCAUGGAUCUUUCGUUUAUGGCUGCGCAGCUCCCGAUGAUGAGCGGCGCGUUCAUGGAUGCGUCUCCGGUGGACGACUGCAGCACAGAGCAUUCGCUCUUCAACUCGACCGCGAGUGUGAACGCAGCGCCGGCUCCCUCAGCGCCGACACCACAGGAGGAGCAGCGCGUGUCCAGCGACGCCGUCUGGCUCUGGAUCGCCAUCAUCGCCACCAUCGGCAACAUCGUAGUGGUUGGAGUCGUUUAUGCUUUUACCUUCUAGGGAUCGAUUGGAGACUUUUGGUUUUCUUUCUCUCCACCGUCCAGAGACCUGCAGUCCCACAUGCACCUGAGGGACGAAGAGUAGCGGCCUUCGCUAUUAACCUGAAACCAGCCUCAAAACUGGAGGGGGAAAAGCCCCAUAUCGGUAAUAUCGGUUCAUUUAUAAUGUUAUCGUUAUCGGUCUGAUAAGAAAAUUGUGUGUUUGGGACAUUGAUUUUAAAUG